GCAGGCAGAGAGGGGGCAUGAAGAGUGUGCGCGAGCGCAUUUCGGGGCAUGAAGAGUGUGCGCGAGCGCGGUUGAGGCUCCAUUAGCGAGAGAGGAGGGGAAAAGUCCCAUUCCUGGGAGCUGAGUCACGACUCGGUGAGAUCCGCACUGCGACGCGCUUUUUCCGCGCAUUUUUAAUCGAACACCAACAUCGCAGCUACAACUUGGAGCCAGAGCGGAUGCAGCAUUUAAGCUCUGAACUGUUUUACUGCAUUGCUCGCUGUCUGGAAUCUGAAGUAACUAAUUAAAAAUCGUGCAAAGAUGUCAGAGAAGGAUCCAGGGCCGAGCUCUUCAGCAAAGGAGCAACCAAGCGAGCCCAGAGACCACCAGAACCCGAUCCCUGAAGCCAGGGGAAUUGAUGCCCUGGGCAUUCUGUGGACUUUUGGGAAAUGUCUCACAGCUUUGUUGCCCAUUUACCUGGCUGGAUAUUACCGCGUGAGCAGCAGUCUGGUGGUGUUUGGGCUCGCGCUCUACUCGGGAUGGAAACACACUCGAGAAGCCAAAGAGGCGAGGCUGAGGUCCGCCAUACAGCUGCUGAACGGAGAGCAUGAAUCAUCCUGCAGUGUGUACAGGAGCCAAAAAGACCUGCCUGCUUGGGUAAAUUUCCCAGAUGUGGAGAAGGUUGAAUGGCUUAAUAAGGUCAUCCAGCAAGCAUGGCCAUUUAUUGGUCAGUACUUGGAGAAGUUGCUAACGGAGAGCAUUGCACCAUCCAUCCGAGCAUCCAGUGUACACCUGCAGACCCUCAGCUUCACCAAGAUUGACUUUGGUGACAAGGCUAUGAAGGUUGUAGGAGUGAAGACUCAUACCGAGAAUGAAAAAGGACAAGUGCUACUGGAUGUUUACAUCAGUUAUGUGGGGAGUGUGGAGAUAAAUGUGGAGGUGAAGAGGUAUUUCUGUAAAGCUGGAGUGAAAGGGAUACAGCUGAACGGUAUGAUGAGAGUGAUUUUGGAGCCUUUGAUCGGCAAUGUGCCCAUUGUAGGAGCGCUCACUAUGUUCUUCAUUCGUAGGCCUAAGCUGGACAUCAACUGGACUGGUCUAACCAACCUAUUGGACAUUCCAGGACUCAACUUGAAGUCAGACACUAUGAUAAUGGAUGCCAUUGCCUCCUUUCUGGUGCUGCCUAACCGCCUCACUGUUCCAUUAGUGCCGAAUCUACCGGUUGCACAGCUUCGCUCUCCUUUGCCCAGGGGUGUGGUCCGUAUUCACCUGUUGGAAGCUGAUAGAUUGGCUGCUAAGGAUAACUAUGUGAAGGGUGUUAUGUCAGGCAUGUCUGACCCUUAUGCUUUGAUCAGAGUGGGACCACAGACCUUCAGAUCCCACCACAAAGACAACACAGACCACCCAAAAUGGGGUGAGGUAUAUGAGGUAAUUGUUCAUGAAGUACCUGGUCAGGAGCUGGAGGUAGAAGUGUAUGAUAAAGAUCCAGACCAGGAUGACUUUCUGGGCAGAACUAAGAUGGAUUUGGGAAUAGUGAAGAAGGCUAAAGUUGUUGAUGAGUGGUUCACUUUGAAGGAUGCUCCCACAGGGCGUGUUCACCUCAGACUGGAAUGGCUGACAUUGCUGGACACCACUGAUACUCUGGAGCAGGUUCUGAAAAGAAAUGAAACAGUUCUGAGUAAUACAGCAGAUCCCCCCUCAUCAGCCAUCUUGACAGUGUAUUUGGACAAGGCAGAGGCACUUCCUAUGAAGAAAGGCGGUAAGGAUCCCAGUCCAAUGGUGCAGCUUUCUGUCCGGGACAUAACCCGAGAAAGCAGAACUUGCUGGAACACAGUUGAUCCUGUGUGGGAAGACGCCUUCACAUUCUUCAUCCAAGAUCCACAGAAACAGGACAUUGAUAUCCAGGUGAAAGAUAAUGACCGUGUACAGCCCCUGGGCAGCCUGUCCCUCCCUCUCUCUCGCCUUCUGUCAUGUCCUGAGCUCAGCCUGGAUCAGUGGUUUCAGCUGAAUGAUUCUGGCCCAGCCAGUCGUAUUCACAUCAACACUAUUCUCAGGGUGCUCUGGAUGGAUGAAAGUGCUGUAUCUUCCACCUUGCUCUCGAGUGAUCCAGCUUCUUCAAGACCUCAACAUACCUCCACUGAUGACAGUUUUGCCACUGAGGGGGUGCUGCGUAUUCACCUGCUGGAGGGACAGAAUUUGGUACCAAAGGACAAUUUGAUGGGCGGCAUGGUGAAGGGGAAGAGUGACCCCUACACCGUCAUCAAUAUUGGGGGCAGCACCUUUAAAAGUCGUGUGAUUAAGGAAAACCUCAACCCCACCUGGAAUGAGAUGUAUGAGGUGGUUUUGACUGAUCUCCCUGGUCAAGACUUGUCAUUAGAGGUAUUUGACAAAGACAUGGACAUGAAAGAUGACUUCAUGGGCAGAUUAACGAUCAAGCUAAGUGACAUUAUUACAUCCAGACAUAUGGAUGAGUGGUUCACUCUGAGUGACGUGAAACGUGGCCGUGUUCAUCUGGCUCUGGAGUGGCUGGACAGAGUAACCCAGUCGGAUAAACUGCAACAGGUGUUGGAUUACCGGUCUAAGAGCUCGUACAUGAACAAGGCAGUACCUGCUGUGGCCCUGUUGUUUGUAUUUGUGGAAGCUGCCCAUGAUGUUCCUCUGAAGAAGAGUGGCAAAGAGCCUAAGGUUGGUGCUGAACUUGUUCUAGGAGGGACCACACACAGAACCACGGUGUGUGAUCGUACCAGCUCACCCCAGUGGAAUGAGGCCUUUCAUUUUCUGGUUUAUGACCCCAAGAAUGAGGAACUUAUUGUGAAGUUGUCACACUGCUGGGACUUCUCACUUGGCUCUGUGGUGAUUCCUGUAAGAGAGCUUCUCUCCCAACCAGAUCUGCUGCUGGACCAAUGGCUACAUUUGGAUGGAGCUUCCCCUCAGAGUCAGAUCCUACUGAGGGCACAGCUUAAGAUCCUGUGCCCCAAAGGGACAGAGGGUUCCACGGAGAACAUAGAGUCUGCUGUACCGAAGACCUCUGCCAAGGACAGCAAACCAGAGGAAGAGCUAGUUCAAAAGUCAAGUGAGCUACUGGUUCCGGUCACUAUAGCCUCUUCUGUAACUGUUCCGGAUGAGGAUGGGAAGGAGAUAGAGAACGAGAAGGAAAACGAGAAGGAGAAGGAGGAAGAGAAGGAGAGUGAAAAGGAGAGUGAGAAACCUCCAGAGGACAUCGCCUCAAUUGAUGUCCGAUCUCCACAUACCAGCCCAGAUCCCACCUUUGGCACUGAGGGUGUACUGCGUAUCCAUCUGCUGGAAGCUCAGAAUUUGAUUGCGAAAGACAACCUUAUGGGGGGCAUGGUGAAGGGGAAGAGUGAUCCCUAUGUUAAGAUCAACAUUGGAAACAACAGUUUUAAGAGUCAUGUCAUUAAGGAGAAUCUCAACCCCACCUGGAAUGAGAUGUAUGAGCUGGUUUUGGCCUCGGAGUCAGCUUCGGAUGUCCGCAUAGAGGUGUUUGAUAAGGACAUUGAUAAAGAUGAUUUUCUAGGAAGGUUUCAGAUCAGCUUGAGUGAAAUCAUUGAGGCUCAAUACAUUGACCAGUGGUUUACUCUGAAUGACGUGAAACAUGGACGUCUUCAUCUGGUUCUGGAGUGGCUCCCCACAGUAACAGAGCCAGAUAAACUGCAACAGGCACUGGACUUGCAAUCCAUCUCCUACGAGAAUAAAGCCUCACCCUCUGCAGCCUUGCUGUUUGUUCUUGUUGAGAAAGCUCAUGCGCUGCCAAUGGUGAAGGGUGGGAAGGAGCCUAAAGCUGGAGCAGAGCUUGUAGUCAGUGGAACCUCUUAUAGAACCAAGUUGUGUGAUCGCUCUACCUCUCCUCAUUGGGGUGAGAUUUUCCACUUCCUGAUUCAUGAUCCCAGAGAAGACAUUCUUGUUAUUAAGCUCUCCAGUGGGUGGGAUCAGCCACUGGGUUCCCUGGUUCUACCCAUUAAAGAGCUUCUGUCACAACAAGAGCUGCUGCUGGACCAGUGGCAAAAUCUGGAUGGUGCUUCACCUGAAAGUCAAAUCCUACUGAGAGCGCAGCUCAAGAUUCUGGCAUCAAAGAUGGACAGAAAAGUUGAAAAACCUUCUGAAAUAAAUACUGAAAUAAAUCCUGAAAAGUCUGUUGAAGAGACUGUUGAAAAUCCAGUGGAAAAACCUACCGGAAAAACUCCUGAGAGGUCUGAUGAACCUGCAGAGCAGACUACACAAAAGUCAACAGAAAAGUCGAUGGGUGCAAACAGUUCUACUGGUGGGCAAAGUGGAGGGAAAGCACCAGUCAGUGCUGAGCAGUCGCUGACACCAGCCAAUAAAGAGUUAAAACAAGAGACCAAGCCAACACCAAGGCUCAAUGAACUAGUGGCUUCUACAGUACCAGUAGCCGUAUCACUUUCUGAAGACACACAGAAAGUACCGGCAGCAGAUAUCACUCAUGACACAGGACAUGAGGCAAAGGAUUUGAGUAAAGCGUCCUCAGUGGGAGGAGCCAGUAAGGCUGUGAAACCAAUCACAGUAAGCGAUCCAGCAUGUGCAGCCAAUAAUGAGCAACACUUGGAUAAGGCAGCUGAUAAUUCUCAUGAAAAGGUUCAUCCGACUGUUCCUGCUGCUGAAAAAAAUACAGAAAUAACACAUGUGCUACCUCAGCACACAUGUUCUUACCCUGGCUUUGGCACCCAGGGGGUGCUGCGUAUUCACCUGCUGGAGGCUCAGAAUUUGAUUGCAAUGGACAGUUUGAUGGGUGGUAUGGUGAAGGGAAAGAGUGACCCCUACGUGAAGAUCACUGUUGGGACCACAACCUACAAAAGUCAUGUGAUCAAAGAGAACCUCAACCCCACCUGGAAUGAGAUGUAUGAGAUGAUUCUGACUCCUGACCCCAAUCUAGAAGUGAAGUUUGAACUUUACGACAAAGACAUUGACUCUGAUGACUUCCUUGGAAGGUUCAAAAUUAAGCUUGGAGAUAUUAUUAAAUCCCAGUAUAAUGAUGAGUGGUUUUCUCUAAAUGAUGUGAAACAUGGCCGUCUUCAUCUGGUUCUCGAGUGGCUGCCCACAGUAACGCAGCCAGACAAACUACAGCAGGUGCUGCAGAUGCAAAGUUCCCAGUCAAGCCAGAAUAAAGCUGUCCCUUCAGCCGCCCUACUGUUUGUCCUUAUUGAGAGAGCACAUGCACUGCCUUUGAAGAAGAGUGGGAAGGAACCUAAAGCUGGAGCUGAACUUGUGCUUGAGGGAACCUCUUACAAAACAAAGGUGUGUGACCGCUCAACAUCUCCUCAGUGGGAUGAAGCAUUUCAUUUCCUGGUUCGAGACCCCAACAAAGACAUGCUUGUUAUUAAACUCUCUAGUGGGUGGGAUCAGCCACUGGGUUCCCUGGUUCUACCAAUCAGAGAGCUUCUCUCUCAGCCAGAACUGAUGCUGGACAAGUGGCUGAGAUUAGAUGGAGCUUUAGCUGAGAGUCAGAUCCUACUGAGGGCAGAACUCAAGAUCCUGAACUCUAAGAUGGCAGCACUUUUGGCACUUGGUGCUGGUCCUGUAUUAAGCAAUAAGCAGAUGCCCACCACUGGACAGAUCAGAAUUUCUCUGUCCUAUCAGAAGAAACUAUCAGUGAUCAUUCAUGGCUGCAGACGCCUGGUGACAUCAUCAAAAGAAGGUUUAGACACUUACGUCUCUCUGAUUCUGCUGCCUGAUAAAAGCAAAGCCACGAAGAGAAAGACCGCUGUGAAGAAGAAAGAUCUGAACCCUGAGUUUAAUGAGAGGUUUGAGUUUGACAUGAGUGUGGAGGAUGCUCGGCAACGAGUGCUCAGUGUGUGUGUAAAGCACAGCUCGUCCUUCAUGAGUCGAGACAAAGACAUCAUUGGUCAGGCUGAAAUUGAUCUGGCACAGAUUGACUUUCUCUCAGGUGUUACAGAAUGGUUUGACUUGAAAGAUCACAACUAACUGGAGUGUCUGACUUUGAGACCUUUCCUUAAAGUGGCCCAUACCCAUUCAUCAAUUCAACUUUCUACACAAGAUGCCUUGCUGGACUAUUAUUUUCCAUUUCCCCUCUCUUUUACUGCAGCUGAUAUCUUGUUAAAGUUUAUUGAAGUUUAUUGGUAACACAGAAGUGGGCUUCCGGGGAUUGUAAUAUAUCUACAUAGAUUUUACGGUUGCCAAUACCUAAUUAUGCAAUUGGCCAGGGAUGCAAAUUGACAUAAUUAUUGUAUUUGAUUAUGCAAUGAUGAAUGUUUAAGAUGUUAACGUAAGUUUGUUAUAGCAUCAGAUAUUGGAAUUGCCUUUGUGUUUGUCUCUUGGUUGGUUCUUGGCCAGAUACUUUCAGACAUCACUGUGUUUUUAGCAUUAUAAUGAUUGUACUGGUUAUUGUUAUUAGCAAGGAGUUUAAGUUUUAAAAAGCGAUCACACAGUAAUGUGUAAAAAAAAAAAAAAAAAACAUUUUAAUAUAUGAUAACACUGAUGGCUAUUGGUUGCAUAAUGGGCAAAUUAAACACAGCAACAUCGUGGCUAUGGAAAAAGGGGAAUGAAAAUUAAGGGGAGCUGAAAUCCAUUUGCAGUAUCAAGGUUACAUUGAGAAUUUUUCUAGUUUCAAGAUUAAACCAUGCUUGCAUCUUUCACUUUGAUCUACAAACCUUUUGGUGUAUCCGAAUUUAUUGAGUUAUGCUGCUAUAAUAAUCAUCUUUACUGCCGAAAUCUUAUGGAUUUUGCAAGAUUUUCUUUUUUUCACUGAUAAAGCAAAAUUAAAUAACUAUGUUGUAAGACAUCCAUGCAAACUUCUGCACACAGAAUGUAAAUGUUUGCAGCUUUGAGAUAUAGUUGUAUAAAAUAAGCCUAAAAAAGCAUUUUCAGUGGCCUCCAUUAUAAUAACAUGACAGUGUAAGUCUGACAAUACCAGGGCUGUGUUCCAAUACAGUUGUUGACAUCAUCUAUUUGACUUCCUCCUGCUCGCGUCAAUAUUUUACUAGCCAAGUGAAAUUCUUAAGUUUGUGGAUGGAACUGUUAGGUGUAUUAAUGUUCUAAUUGGGUUUUUUGUGAUUAACUACUCUACCAGUAUAUGGCAGACAGCAUUAGUUCAUUCUGCCCGAAGUUAGCAAGGUAGGUAUGACACUAUCUAUUUAGCUAGUUUCCAAAUUUGUAUUAAAACAUAAAGUAAAUUGAUUGUACAAAUUGCCAAGGAAAUUUUUGUGUUUAUUGCCAAGGGCAGGUGUAUUCAGAUGUGUCCACUAUACCCCUUGUGCUGCAUAUGCCAACUGAUUGGAUAACUGCAUAAGUGGACAGUGAGUGUAGUUGAUAAGCAAAAUGAACUGGUGAGAGGAAAAUUAAAACCAGUAGUGGAAUGAAGAGUGGGCUUUCAGCUGCAGCUGAAAAUCUAUACAGCACUUCCCUGACUGAAUUCAUGUGCAAUAAUGGCCUUAAUAGUAAUUAGAUUUACCAUCCGUAUAGGCUGCACUUCCAAAUUUUGGGGUCGUUUCCCAAAAACACUGCAGUGGUAAGAUCAAAUAGGGGGCCUGGAUGUACCAAAUUGAUAUGAUUUACAGUGGAUGAGGAAACAUUUUUGAGAAUUCAGUUCUCAAUAUGAAAAUGCAAAAAUCAAAGAAAAAAUGAACAUGUGUUUAAGCCUUUAGUCAUUAGAAUGUAUGUUUAUGCUUGCACUCAACCUUGGAUUGCCUUACAUUUAUGUGCUACAAACUGCAUAUAACUUUUUUGCAUUUUAUUAUUUUGAUUAUUAUAUUUGAGUUUAUAACUUGGGAUGUAGGAUGUUUGUUGAAAUAGUGAAUUCAUCAAAUGGCAGAAGAGAUAUGGAGAUGGACAUUUUAACAUUUGUCAUUGGGACCCACCUGAAUUUGUAUUUUGUAUGUUUUAUUGUAUAUGAUUGUUUCUGAUGUUAAAUUUGUUCAAUUUCAGACAUGAGUGGAUAAAAAACUAGGGAAGCAUUUGUAUUCUUUCAACAUUAUUGUUUUUUAGCAAUAGAUCAGGGGUGUAUUCACAAAGAAUCUUUAGGCUAAGAGUAGCUCCUAACUGGAUGAUUUAGGAGAAACUCUUUAAAGAAAGGGGCAUGUUGUUCCAAUCCCAAUAUUAAGAUCACUAAGCAUUUUAGCACUAAACGCAGGCUCUAACCCAACAAAAAUGUACAAGUCCUCUAGACUACUCCCAAGUCAACAAGCUUUAAAAAGGUAUUGUGUUGACUGCAGGAGUAUUCUAUAUUAUGUAAUAGGGGAGGCCCUCAUCUAUUAAAAUAUAGAUACCCCUGGAAAUCAAAAGUUUACAUAAUUCUCUGCCACUUGGCCACAAGAGAACUGCUGACAUGAACUGAAAAUAUCACUAAAGUAGAUCAAUCAUUAAAUGCCUCCUGCUAUUAAGAAUCCCAUUGUUGCUAUAGACUGCAUCACUGAAUAUGUACAGUGAUUGUUUCAUGUAGAUGAAAACUUGCUUAUAAAUGAAAACCCACAACUGCAACAAAAAUAUAAUAAAAUGAAACUGUAUGGAAACAAAAAUGUCAAGCUCUUGUGUGAAAAAUAGUUUCUUUCAGAUGCUGUCAAAUUAUAAAGACAUGAAUACACUGCAGUGUAGUCAGCUACACAAGUUCCUCUCAGCAGUUUUGUAAAGAGGUUUUAAGGAGAAACUCUUAGAACUCUCACUAAUAAGAUUCUUUGUGAAUAAGGCAUUUAUUAGGAGGUAUACAUUUUGUUUGCCUACCCCUUUGUUUUUUCUUUUUUAAAUCUAUUAUGCAAAACUUGCUUGACUGUAACUGCUGCAUAGAUGUACAUGAAAAAGCAAAACACCAAAGAAUGAACACUUCAAACACUUAGGAAUAGACUGCAUUUUUCACAGCUAUGCAUUGUUCAGUAUUCACUCUGCUGGCAAACACUUGAGCUUGAAUAUUACAUUAAAAUGCCAAUAAAGCAUACACUUAUCCACCA
Pangasianodon hypophthalmus (striped catfish) is the source of this 8909-nucleotide messenger RNA. RefSeq names its product extended synaptotagmin-like protein 1b (gene esyt1b). Bases 301 to 5934 code for a protein of 1877 amino acids. Lineage: Eukaryota; Metazoa; Chordata; Actinopteri; Siluriformes; Pangasiidae. Gene Ontology annotation, molecular function: lipid binding. Gene Ontology annotation, biological process: lipid transport. The record is from RefSeq and is a predicted model, not a curated record. The transcript has 52 exons.